Pongo pygmaeus (Bornean orangutan) is the source of this 2537-nucleotide messenger RNA. It is a transcript of the gene UTP15, whose product is annotated as UTP15 small subunit processome component. Gene Ontology annotation, molecular function: protein binding. The transcript is spliced from 13 exons. The record is from RefSeq and is a predicted model, not a curated record. Bases 552 to 2108 code for a protein of 518 amino acids. Gene Ontology annotation, cellular component: nucleolus. NCBI's taxonomy places the organism in Eukaryota, Metazoa, Chordata, Mammalia, Primates, Hominidae. Gene Ontology annotation, biological process: positive regulation of transcription by RNA polymerase I; rRNA processing.
ACUUCCGAUUUCUUCUUUCGCCUUCUGCCUAAAAAACGUUCCGCAGCAGUGCAGCUGAAAUUUUCAGGUUUUCUUUUUUUUGUCUCUCUCUCCUUUUUUUUUUUUUUGCCGCCUUUACGCUCCGAGGCCCAUCCUGCCGGAGUACUACACAGACACGGUCAUUUCAGUUGACGGUUCUGGGUCGCCAGAGCAGAGUAAGCCCCAAUUUUGCCCUCCGGCCUCCUACUCCAGAUCGCCCCGCCCACCUGACCCGCCUCUGCGCCGCCGGGCUGCGUGACUCUCAAGAGCGUGCGCUGGUACGUCAUCUUCGUGCGACGUUCGGUUCGCUGUGUGUGUCGCCGGCUCCUUGAGGGUCCAUGUGAUUCUUACGCCAGUGCUGCUGAACUGUGCAGGAUAGGGAGCUGGCACAGUCCGAUUAAUUGUCCUUGGGUCGAGGUGUCUCGUCGGACCCUUUGGGGCUCAGUGGAGAAUUAAGGCAGAGUCACUGUAAUUAUUUCUAAUACCAAUUCCAAAAUAGUGACUCUUGGACAAUAGUGCAAUUAUAUGGAAUUAUGGCUGGUUAUAAGCCUGUAGCUAUUCAGACAUAUCCUAUACUUGGUGAAAAAAUCACCCAAGAUACGCUGUACUGGAACAACUAUAAGACCCCUGUUCAGAUUAAGGAAUUUGGUGCAGUUUCAAAAGUAGACUUUUCUCCUCAGCCUCCAUAUAAUUAUGCUGUCACAGCUUCCUCAAGAAUUCACAUUUAUGGCCGAUACUCCCAAGAACCUAUAAAAACCUUUUCUCGAUUUAAAGACACAGCAUACUGUGCUACUUUUCGACAAGAUGGUAGAUUGAUUGUGGCUGGCAGUGAAGACGGUGGAGUUCAACUUUUUGAUAUAAGUGGGAGGGCUCCCCUCAGGCAGUUUGAAGGCCAUACAAAAGCAGUUCAUACAGUGGAUUUUACAGCUGACAAAUAUCACGUGGUCUCUGGGGCUGAUGAUUAUACAGUUAAAUUAUGGGAUAUUCCAAACUCCAAAGAAGUUUUGACAUUUAAAGAACAUUCUGAUUAUGUGAGGUGUGGAUGUGCUAGCAAACUUAAUCCGGAUCUCUUUAUAACAGGAUCAUAUGAUCAUACUGUGAAGAUGUUUGAUGCACGAACGAGUGAGAGUGUCCUCUCUGUUGAGCAUGGGCAGCCAGUGGAGAGUGUCCUACUUUUCCCCUCUGGAGGUCUUCUGGUGUCAGCAGGAGGUCGUUAUGUUAAAGUCUGGGACAUGUUAAAAGGAGGACAAUUGCUAGUAUCUUUGAAAAAUCAUCACAAAACCGUGACAUGUUUAUGUCUAAGCAGCUCUGGACAGAGGUUACUCUCUGGCUCACUGGAUAGGAAGGUGAAAGUAUACAGCACAACUUCCUACAAAGUAGUCCACAGUUUUGAUUAUGCAGCCUCAAUUUUGAGUCUUGCCCUUGCACAUGAAGAUGAGACAAUAGUUGUAGGAAUGACCAAUGGAAUACUGAGUGUUAAACAUCGGAAAUCUGAAGCAAAGAAGGAAUCGCUUCCCAGAAGAAGAAGGCCUGCAUAUCGAACCUUUAUUAAAGGAAAAAAUUACAUGAAGCAACGGGAUGACAUUUUGAUUAACAGGCCAGCAAAGAAACACCUAGAAUUGUACGACAGGGAUCUGAAACAUUUUCGGAUCUCUAAGGCACUCGAUAGAGUUCUUGAUCCCACUUGUACAAUAAAGACACCCGAGAUUACGGUGUCCAUCAUAAAGGAGUUAAAUCGAAGAGGAGUCCUUGCAAAUGCACUUGCAGGUCGGGAUGAGAAGGAAAUCAGUCAUGUUCUUAAUUUUUUGAUAAGGAAUCUUUCUCAGCCAAGAUUUGCCCCUGUUUUAAUCAAUGCUGCUGAAAUAAUUAUUGAUAUAUAUCUGCCUGUAAUUGGUCAGUCCCCUGUAGUUGAUAAAAAGUUUUUACUACUUCAAGGACUUGUAGAAAAAGAGAUUGAUUACCAAAGAGAAUUGUUAGAAACCUUGGGGAUGAUGGAUAUGCUUUUUGCUACCAUGAGAAGGAAGGAAGGCACUUCUGUGUUGGAAAAUACGUCUGAUGGAUUUCCAGAGAAUAAGAAGAUAGAAUCAUAGUGUCUGCUAAAUAAGACAUAUAAGAACUCUGAAGUUGGAAUAGAUUUGACUGUAUUAAAUGUUGGCAAGAGACUCUCUUUGAUACAUUAAAAAGAACUAUUUGCAGAAGCAGUUCUAUGGAAGAGACUGGAAUAAUUAUGGCUGGAAAACAAGUACCUGUUUUAAGUAAGACAUGGUUUUCCAUGUAAUAUUUUGAAUUAUAGUGUCUUCACCUAGAAGAUCUCAAUUGUCUUAGUCACAGAGUAGGUUUAUCUGGGAUGGAUAUUAAUUUUAGUACAGGAGUGUUCUGUAUCAACAUUUGGGUUGGUAUUCAGAUGGGAAUUCAAAUAUGAAUCCUCUCUGGAGAGGGUCCAACUGGGAAUCCUGCUAAAGUAACAAAGCCUUGUAUUACCUCUGGAAAACAACAAAAACAAUUGGCAACAACAAAAA